UGCAAUAUAUAAGGAAGUGAUUUACCUCUGACACAACAGACUGUUUGGAGCUGAGAAUCACAACAUAGAAUCCUGCAAUAUGAGACUCUUAGUGGCUUUCAUGUGCUUACUGGCCGGCUGCCUGGCUCAGAAGCCUCAACCAUGCGCAAGUCCUGCUCUUCUGACUGGGGCCUUCACUGUGGCCACACAGAAUGAGAAGCUGUGGAUAUACUGCACGUACGAGUAUGAUGCACUGGGACAACGAAUACGGCUCAGGCAACAGGGAACUUACCAGACUAAGCCAUUCACCAAUGAUUUUCUUCUGCUCUUUAGAGAGGGUGCCGUGUAUCAAAUUUUCGACACUAACCGCACAUGCAUCAAAAGUGCUUUGAAGGACAAAUUCCAUCCCAUGGAAAUCCCAAAAAAUGCGUCUCUGCUGGGCCAGGCUGUUGUGGGCAGCUCAUCUGCACCUGGACAAGGACUGCUGGUCAACACCUGGACAGGAGAUAUGCCUGACAAAAAAGGAAAGUACAUGACCACCUUCACUGAAUUUGGAUGCAUUCCCGUCAGUAAUUCAUAUCAAACUGAUGAAUAUGGAUGGGUGGUGAGUAACUUCUUUAACAACGUCAUUGGGAUUGUGGAUCCUAGUCAGCUCAACCUUCCAGACUUCUGCGUGGACAAAGUGAUGAAGACUGAUGGGGAGCCACUAACCUUCCUCAGUUUGUUCCAUAACUUGCCUUGAGCCGCCCUCUUUAACCAAUGUCUCUAACUUUGUUUAAGAUUUUUAAUAAAGCAAUUAAAGCUACUAAAUCAAAA
This is a messenger RNA of Scomber japonicus (chub mackerel), 795 nucleotides long. RefSeq names its product ependymin-2-like. Gene Ontology annotation, cellular component: lysosome; extracellular region. NCBI's taxonomy places the organism in Eukaryota, Metazoa, Chordata, Actinopteri, Scombriformes, Scombridae. Bases 80 to 721 code for a protein of 213 amino acids. The transcript has 6 exons. The record is from RefSeq and is a predicted model, not a curated record. Gene Ontology annotation, molecular function: calcium ion binding. Gene Ontology annotation, biological process: cell-matrix adhesion.